AUGGACAGCUCAAAUAAACAACUUCAAGAUGAACUCGUAAACAACAUAAUUGAAUCUAUAAAACGAAUCAAAGAAAGCAUGACAAAAGAAACGCUAAGUGAUGAUUUAUUAAAUGAAGCUAUUAUUUUAAAUGCAACAGAGAAAGAUUAUCAUACAGACCAAAAACCGAGUGAAUUAAAAACUGUCAACCACAUAAGAAGCGGAAUCGAAGAAAGAUUUGAUAGCACGACGGUAAAUAAAAGCAACCACCAAAACACAACUAAUUCCAACAACACAAAACAGACUUAUACUAACAAGACAUCAACCGGGUCACAUUUCAUAGAGAUAUUGACUAUAGAACCAAACAAUACAUACGUCGCUAACGCUUCAAACAAUAACAUAAUAGAAGUAUUAAAGCAUAUAAUGCCAUUAUUCAAUACCACAGUUAACAAACAACUACACAGCAUUACUAUAAUUGAGAAGAAUGAAAAUAAAAACCAUUCUAUCACAGAAACUAAGAACACAUCGACGGUGGUUGUGAAAUAUUGUGAUAAAGAAAAUGUUACUAAAGAGAAUGUGAAGUUAAACGAUCAAAGUGAUUACUUAGAGAGUGAUUAUGAUUUGGACGAGCAGAACGAUAGUAAUGUGACAAUGGAAGGAAUAAGGGAUAUACUAGAAGCAGCGGAAUAUGGAAUGCAGAAGAUGAACGAGCUGUACACAGUCGUGGAACCCAAGUUGUAUUCUAUGGGUUACUGGCUUGACGACAAAAGUCCAGCGCGCUACGUAGCUGCUUUCAAUGCACCUUCCGAAGACCUCGCGAAGUACUCCCGAUAUGGUUACGCAUCAAUCCUCGCGGCUGCCAGACUGAAGGAAAUAAGGAGUUUGCAUAAAACCAUCCCUCAGCAUAAUGAGCAUGAGUUACUUUGCAAGCUGGCAACACGGCGCAGGAAAUGGCUCAUCUCGGGAGCCGCUUUGACCGGUGUUGCCAGUCUACUGCAUUGA
Molecule: messenger RNA, 981 nt
Organism: Leptosia nina
Lineage: Eukaryota; Metazoa; Arthropoda; Insecta; Lepidoptera; Pieridae
Source: the annotation of a GenBank genome assembly